Molecule: messenger RNA, 1089 nt
Organism: Arxiozyma heterogenica
Lineage: Eukaryota; Fungi; Ascomycota; Saccharomycetes; Saccharomycetales; Saccharomycetaceae
Exons: 1
Coding region: 1-1089 (362 amino acids)
Biological process (GO): translation
Cellular component (GO): cytosolic large ribosomal subunit; ribosome
Molecular function (GO): RNA binding; structural constituent of ribosome
Source: RefSeq, a predicted model, not a curated record
AUGUCUCAACCACAAGUUACUGUUCACGCUUUAACCGGUGAAGCUACUUCUACCGCUUUACCAUUACCAGCCGUUUUCUCUGCUCCAAUUCGUCCAGAUAUUGUCCACUCUGUGUUCAAGUCUGUUAACAAGAACAAGAGACAAGCUUACGCUGUUUCUGAAAAGGCUGGUCACCAAACCUCUGCUGAAUCCUGGGGUACUGGUCGUGCUGUCGCCCGUAUUCCAAGAGUUGGUGGUGGUGGUACUGGUAGAUCCGGUCAAGGUGCUUUCGGUAACAUGUGUCGUGGUGGUCGUAUGUUUGCUCCAACCAAGACCUGGAGAAAAUGGAACGUUAAGGUUAACCACAACGAAAAACGUUAUGCCACUGCUUCUGCUAUCGCUGCUACCGCCGUUGCUUCUUUGGUCUUAGCUAGAGGUCACAGAGUUGAAAAGAUUCCAGAAAUUCCAUUAGUUGUUUCUUCUGACUUAGAAUCUGUUCAAAAGACUAAGGAUGCCGUUGCUGCUUUGAAGGCUGUCGGUGCCUCUGCUGAUUUAUUAAAGGUCUUAAAGUCCAAGAAAUUAAGAGCCGGCAAGGGUAAGUACAGAAACAGAAGAUGGACUCAAAGAAAAGGUCCAUUAGUUGUUUACGCUCAAGACAACGGUAUUGUUAAGGCCUUAAGAAACGUUCCAGGUGUUGAAACUGCCAAUGUCGCCUCCUUAGGUUUAUUACAAUUAGCUCCAGGUGCUCACUUAGGUAGAUUCGUUAUCUGGACUGAAUCUGCUUUCUCCCAAUUAGACGCUAUCUGGGGUUCUGAAACUGUUGCUUCUGCUAAGUCUGGUUACUCUUUGCCAGCUAACAUUGUCUCUACUACUGACAUUACCAGAAUCAUCAACUCUUCUGAAAUUCAAUCUGUUGUUAGACCAGCUGGUCCAGCCACCCAAAAACGUACUCAUGUUCAAAAGAAGAACCCAUUAAAGAACAAGCAAAUCUUAUUAAGAUUGAACCCAUACGCUAAGGUUUUCGCUGCUGAAAAGUUAGGUUCUAAGAAGAUUGAAAAGAACGCUUCUAAGCCAGCUGCUGUUUUCACCGAAACCUUGAAGCACGAUUAA